CUCGCGGGCGGGCGGCCCGGUGCGGGUGACGGAGCUGAGCAGCAACAGCAGCAGCAGCGCGGUGGAGGAGGAGGGAGAAAGAGCAGGAGGAGGAGAAAGAGAAAGGCAGCUGGGAGGGAGGGAGCGCUGGGCCGGGGACUCGCAGAGAAAAUUCACCACCGUCCUCUCGCACCCACCAAGCGGCGGCGGCGUCUAGAAAUAAGGAGCGAGAAAGAUAACAUUUCCCCGCUCCUUGCACCAUGGUUUUGCGAAUUCGGCUCCUUCCUUGGAUUAUGUUGUGCUCCGUCUGGCUGCUCCGCUUUGCACACACGGGGGAGGCACAGGCUGCAAAAGAAGUUAUAUUACUGGACUCUAAAGCACAACAGACAGAGUUGGAAUGGAUUUCCUCUCCUCCCAAUGGGUGGGAAGAAAUUAGUGGACUGGAUGAAAACUACACUCCUAUACGAACAUACCAGGUAUGCCAGGUCAUGGAAUCGAACCAAAACAACUGGCUUCGGACUAACUGGAUUGCAAAAAGCAAUGCACAAAGGAUUUUUGUAGAACUGAAAUUCACUCUGAGGGAUUGUAACAGUCUUCCUGGAGUUCUGGGGACUUGUAAAGAAACUUUUAACUUGUAUUAUUAUGAAACAGACUACGAUACUGGCAGGAAUAUCAGAGAAAAUCAAUAUGUAAAAAUAGACACUAUUGCAGCAGAUGAAAGUUUUACCCAGGGUGAUCUGGGGGAGAGAAAAAUGAAACUUAACACAGAGGUGAGAGAAAUUGGACCUUUGUCCAAGAAAGGAUUUUAUCUUGCAUUUCAGGACAUCGGAGCAUGUAUUGCUUUGGUCUCAGUCCGUGUUUAUUACAAGAAGUGCUGGUCCAUCAUUGAGAACUUAGCUAUUUUUCCUGACACAGUGACUGGCUCAGAGUUUUCCUCUUUAGUUGAAGUACGAGGAACUUGUGUCAGCAGUGCAGAGGAAGAAGCUGAGAACUCUCCGAAGAUGCACUGUAGCGCAGAGGGAGAAUGGCUAGUGCCUAUUGGAAAGUGUAUCUGCAAAGCAGGAUAUCAGCAGAAAGGAGACACCUGUGAACCUUGUGGCCGUGGGUUCUACAAAUCAUCUUCACAAGAUCUGCAGUGCUCCCGCUGUCCUACUCACAGCUUUUCUGACAAGGAAGGAUCUUCAAGAUGCGACUGUGAAGAUAGCUAUUAUAGAGCGCCUUCUGAUCCACCAUAUGUUGCAUGCACAAGACCUCCAUCUGCACCACAGAACCUCAUUUUCAACAUCAACCAGACUACCGUGAGUUUAGAGUGGAGUCCUCCUGCUGACAAUGGGGGAAGAAAUGAUGUGACCUACCGCAUUUUGUGCAAGAGGUGCAGCUGGGAGCAGGGAGAAUGUGUUCCUUGUGGAAGUAACAUUGGAUAUAUGCCCCAGCAAACUGGAUUAGUAGAUAACUAUGUCACUGUCAUGGACCUGCUAGCUCAUGCUAACUACACAUUUGAAGUUGAAGCUGUGAAUGGGGUGUCUGACUUGAGUCGUUCCCAGAGGCUUUUUGCAGCUGUCAGUAUUACCACUGGUCAAGCAGCUCCCUCACAAGUUAGUGGAGUAAUGAAAGAGAGAGUGCUGCAAAGGAGCGUGGAGCUUUCCUGGCAGGAACCAGAACAUCCCAAUGGAGUCAUUACUGAAUAUGAAAUCAAGUAUUAUGAGAAAGAUCAAAGGGAGAGAACCUAUUCAACAGUAAAAACCAAGUCCACUUCAGCUUCUAUUAAUAACCUAAAGCCAGGAACAGUAUAUGUUUUCCAGAUUCGUGCUUUUACUGCUGCUGGUUAUGGGAAUUAUAGCCCCAGACUGGAUGUUGCCACACUAGAAGAAGCCACAGCCACCGCUGUUUCCAGUGAACAGAAUCCUGUUAUUAUCAUAGCUGUAGUUGCUGUAGCAGGAACCAUCAUUCUGGUCUUCAUGGUGUUUGGAUUCAUCAUUGGGCGAAGGCAUUGUGGCUAUAGCAAAGCUGAUCAAGAAGGGGAUGAAGAGCUUUACUUUCAUUUUAAAUUUCCAGGCACCAAAACCUACAUUGACCCUGAAACCUACGAGGACCCAAAUAGAGCUGUCCAUCAAUUCGCCAAGGAGCUAGAUGCCUCUUGUAUUAAAAUUGAGCGUGUGAUUGGUGCAGGAGAGUUUGGUGAAGUGUGCAGUGGGCGUCUAAAGCUUCCUGGCAAGAGAGAUGUUGCAGUAGCCAUAAAAACUCUGAAGGUUGGCUACACUGAAAAGCAAAGGAGAGAUUUCCUGUGUGAAGCGAGCAUCAUGGGACAAUUUGACCACCCCAAUGUUGUUCACUUAGAAGGGGUCGUUACUAGAGGGAAGCCAGUCAUGAUUGUAAUAGAAUAUAUGGAAAAUGGGGCAUUGGAUGCAUUUCUUAGGAAACACGAUGGGCAAUUUACAGUCAUUCAGCUGGUGGGAAUGCUGAGAGGAAUUGCUGCUGGAAUGAGAUAUUUGGCUGAUAUGGGAUAUGUACACAGGGAUCUUGCAGCACGCAAUAUUCUUGUCAACAGCAACCUUGUUUGUAAAGUAUCAGACUUUGGCCUUUCCAGAGUUAUAGAAGAUGAUCCAGAAGCUGUUUACACUACCACUGGUGGAAAAAUUCCAGUGAGAUGGACAGCUCCAGAGGCCAUCCAGUACCGCAAAUUUACAUCAGCCAGUGAUGUGUGGAGUUAUGGAAUCGUAAUGUGGGAAGUAAUGUCUUAUGGAGAACGCCCUUACUGGGACAUGUCCAAUCAAGAUGUUAUAAAAGCAAUUGAAGAAGGCUAUCGUUUGCCAGCACCCAUGGAUUGCCCAGCAGGACUACACCAGCUGAUGCUAGACUGCUGGCAGAAAGAACGUGGUGAAAGGCCAAAGUUUGAGCAGAUAGUUGGUAUUCUGGACAAAAUGAUUAGGAAUCCAAACAGCUUGAAAACCCCUCUGGGAACUUGUAGCAGACCAAUUAGCCCUCUUCUGGACCAGAACACUCCCGAUUUUACCACUUUCUGCUCCGUAGGCGAAUGGUUACAAGCUAUUAAGAUGGAAAGAUAUAAGGAUAAUUUCACAGCAGCAGGCUACAACUCUCUUGAAUCAGUUGCCAGGAUGACUAUUGAAAUCAAAAACAUGCCAGGUGCUUUGCAAAACAGAGAACAAGAAAAAUCCCUUUCCAGAAGAGAUGACUGCCUGAAUAGAAAUGACAUAAUGGCAGGAGACAAAGGAAGCAGAAAGGGGAAGCAAAACAAGAGAUAUAACCAUAAGAUCAUGAGAUUGGUUUGGAGGCACAGUGAACGCUAUGAGGCAUUUUUUUAAAGCACAUAAGGACUGUAGUUGGGAUUAGAGGAUGGAAAUGUAGAAAAGAAGCAUGGAAAGGAAUGGAGAAGAAGGGAGGAACAGACUGGCAACAGGAGGAAGAGUAAACAGAGGUGUAUGGGAGAGGCCAGAACACACACCUGACAAACUGAGGAUUAUGACUAAUGCCAAGAAUGAAAGACCACAUCUGAAGAGCAUGAUGAUUUCAGGAGGAAGGUGAAGCAGGACAUGGCGAUGCUGCUAGGGAGAGAAGAGCCAGCAAAGCUACCCUGGAAGCCUGCCCUGGAAGCUCCUCAUACUAUUUAUAAUCCUGCUUCCCCAUCUUCUUUUUAGCUCCCCUCUUAUACACAAAAUAUGUAUAUGGAAGAGCAAAGGAGAAGGAGAAGCAGCUAAAUCAAACAUUUUUUAAGUACUACUUGGGAAGAUGUUUAAGCUGGGAUGAUACAGAUUUACUUCUACUGAUGAUGCAAGUGGCAGGAAGUAUCCUUUAGCCUUCCUUGUUCAGACAAAUCAAUGGAAGUCUUUGCCACUGCUUACAAAUAGUCCUUGUUGAGAAACAGAAUUUGAAUAGUUUAACUAGUCCAGGACAUUCUGAAAUGUCAUUUCACGCCAGAUCUGAAAGAAGCAGAUAUCAUAAUAUUUACAGUAAAAUAAACAUAGAAGAAAAACAUUGGAGUAGUUUCUUCUAAAGCUGAAAAUAACUGUUUCAGUAUCAAAAAUAAAAUAAAAAAAAAUCAUAAAAAAAAGAUGGGGGGGGGGGGGGGGAAAUUUGUCAUUGAAAAGAAAAUAAAUUUAAAAUUUUUACAUGAAUUUUUAUCUUAGCAAUUGGAAUUAUUUUAAUUAUGCUGAUUUGACUUUAUUUCCCUUUAAAAAAAAUGACAUUUUUUAGAAGUAAACUGGAAAAUCAGCAUUUUUAGACUGUCAGACUAAACUACCCCUUCACUAGUAAGAAAUUUUUAAAGUGACCAGUCUAAUCCCUUCCUCACCUCCUUCUCCUCUGCUUCUGUGGUCAGACAUCUCUACUGAGUAGGUUGCAAAGAGCAAAACCAGUCUCUUAGAGAUAUGGCACAUUGCCAGCUUUGUUAGGAACUGUUAAUUAGAUCUGCUUACAAGAAGUAACUUUGUUUUUGUUUUACCACAGAAUAUGUCUCCAUUUAAACUCUUAUCACAGCUCUUCCAUUUUGUCUGGGAAAGUUUGUCAGAAAGCAUAAUGGAAAGCCUCAUGUUGCUGCAACCAAUUAAACUGUUUUUAGACAUUGUUAUAGUGUGGCAGAUAUAAUGGUAUGAUAGUUGAGAGAUUACUCCAGGUAAUGGAGUAAUCUAUUACUUUGAUAUAUAUAGACACUUUUUGCUUGGUACUUCUGACUUCAAAGUGUUCACGUUUAGGGUACUAUAGAUAAUUACUACUUGUGUUUGUUAUGUUUUAAAUAAGUUUUAGAAGACAGCACUGGAUAUUUUGGUAGUUGUGACACUUUAUCAAUAUAAUAAAUACAUGGAUUUAGUCUCUGCUAGCAGUGGAAUAGUUUAAGCAUUAUCUAGUGGAGACAACAGCUUCAUUUAAGACUAUCCUGGUGACUCUAGAUAGAAUUCAAAUAAUUCAUUUAGGAGAUGAAAAUACAAUUGCAGAAAGUCAUAUCUGAAAUGUUGCUAAUAAACCUUAACUGGUUGGGUUUGCCCAGAAUUUGCUUGAAGAUUUUGGUAAAUGGUGGCUUACUGGAUUCUCAGCAGCAAUUGCCAAUUACUUUUUUUUUAUUGUAUUCAGUUUGAACUUUGCUUAAGAUAACUGAACUCUUGUCACCUCAGGGUAUCAUUUUAGUGAUGAGUUUUACAAAGCCUACUCUGUUAAUGUAGAGCUUUCAGCUAUUAAAUAACAUAACCCGUGCAGAGAGUUAACAAUGCCUAGCAGUGCUUGAAGAAUCAUGUCCAACUCAGUUAUUUCUCUCCACCAUUACUGUAGUAACAUUAGAUUUAACGUUAGCCACUGAGUCAGCCUACAAAAUCUACCCUGCAUAAAUUCCUCUCUUGUAGAAUCAAAUGUGACUCAAAUUUUAUAAAAUUCCAUGUACCACUGAAAUAAAACAAUUUCAAAGCAGUGUCAUCUCCCCAUAAUAAAAGAUUUUUACAUUUAAUUUUUACUUAUUUUCUACAAAAACAUUAAAUUGUUGCAUACAACUUUUUGCAAUAAAAGCGUAAAGCAAUAUCAAAAUAUAGUGAAUAUUUAUAUAGAUUAUAUUUUGGAAAGCUCUGGAUAUAGUGUAAUUCUACCUUCUGGCAUGGUAGUAGGUAGGGAAAGUGUGUGUACCUACUGGCUGGCACUGAAAUAUUAUUCUACUGUGUGACAUCUUCCUAUCCUCUGCUACUAAAAAAAAAAACACAAAACAAACCAACCAAACAAAAAAAACCCAGAUAAAAGACAGGAAAAAAACAAAACAAAACAGAAAACAAACCAAACCAAAACAGAAAAAUAGCAAAUAAAUAAAUAAAUAAAUAAAAAGAAAGAAAAAAGAAAUAAAAAGGGAAUAACAGCUACUCCCCCAACCCUUCCAACUCCAACGUCCUAUCAUUUCAAUUGCAAAGUGUGACAUAAUCUCUGGUAAAUGUAUCUUCUGAGUUCAGAUGCUGAACUGGAUGCAAGAUUUAGUAAAGGAUUCGGUAUAAGCAAUUUCAGUAGUCAUGUGGAACUUUUCUUGUAGGAAAAAGGCUGGGGGGAAAAAGAAAAAAAAUAUAUAUUACAAUGUAUAUUGAGAGAGAAGGAGCAUGGUUAUUUUGACUGCACUUUUUUUUUUUUUUACCUUGCCAAUACUUUUCCUGUAAAUCUUUUCCUAUUGUUGUCUGUCACCUUCCCCAAGAAGAUACUUAGUUCUGCAUAAAGUAAGAGUACUUGCAUUAACUCAACCCUAAGGUCUAUGCAGGCCUGUGUACCUGGCAAGUGUAGGGAGUCAUCCACUGUUUUCUGCAGAUUAUAGACAUCUUCAUAUAUAAACUUCCAAGCACCUCCAGGGCUCUCCUACCCAAUAUAUACAGUUCAAAUGCUUCCCAAAUCAGGUGCUGCACUAUGUUUAAUAGUCUGAAUUUGUCCUAGAUCUGGUGAAUUUAUUUUCUCUUCAUGUCUCCCUUUCCCUCUCUGUUUUGACCUUUCUUCAGAAAUAGAAUGACCAGGGCUGCAUGAAUUAUUCAACAUAAGAGCGUAUGAUGUAUUUAUACGGUGAUAUAGCAAACUGAUGUAUUUAUACAGUGAUUGUGAUAUAUAUAUAUAUAUAUAUGUUUUCUAUUUUGUUUACAGUUUCUUCCUUAAUCAUCCAAAUAUUUUGUUUCACAUUUUUACUUGAUGCUGAGUGCUUGACUUGAUGUUUCCAGAGAGCUGUCUAGUAUCAGUUUAUGAUUUUUUUCUUCUCAAGCAAUAGUGAAUUUAGAGUCCCUGUCUGUGUUUGUAUAAUUAGACUUAUUUUUUCCCUUGUGUGUUUCUUUGUGAUUUAUCAAAUUUCAUCACUACUUUAUUGCCACUGGCAUUCCAAAUUGUUAAAUCAUUUUGCAAUUCCUUACAGACAGCUUCUGAUUUAACUUUUUAAAAUCAUUUUGUAUCAAACUUUCUCAUCUGACAGUUCUUAGAUAUCAUAUUUCCCUUUACUACUAAUAAAAGUAAUUUUGUUUAAA
Messenger RNA from Coturnix japonica (Japanese quail), 6956 nucleotides. RefSeq names its product EPH receptor A7 (gene EPHA7). Gene Ontology annotation, molecular function: ATP binding; protein binding; transmembrane-ephrin receptor activity. Lineage: Eukaryota; Metazoa; Chordata; Aves; Galliformes; Phasianidae. Gene Ontology annotation, cellular component: dendrite; plasma membrane. Gene Ontology annotation, biological process: ephrin receptor signaling pathway; protein phosphorylation; axon guidance. The record is from RefSeq and is a predicted model, not a curated record.